Messenger RNA from Sphenostylis stenocarpa, 396 nucleotides. NCBI's taxonomy places the organism in Eukaryota, Viridiplantae, Streptophyta, Magnoliopsida, Fabales, Fabaceae. The record is from the annotation of a GenBank genome assembly.
AUGACGCUAACUAGGGUUUUCGGUGUGGCCGUGGGCAGGGCCUUCAUGGCGGCGGCGGCGAAGAGUGCGGCCAAGGCGAAAGCUGUUCCGUCCGGCGGAGCCACGUCAAAGCCCGCGGUUAAGAAGACGGCAGUAACCAGAGGUAACAGCGGCAUACAGAAGGCGGUUCCGGUCUCUUCCGAGCUUGGCAACUUUCUAGGGUCUUCUGAAGUGUCGCGAACUGUCGCUGUUAAAAAAGUGUGGGAGUACAUCAAGCAGCAGAAUCUUCAGAAUCCUUCAAAUAAGAAGGAGGUCUUUUGUGAUGCAAAGUUGAAGACCAUUUUUGGUGGGAAAGAUAAGGUUGGGUUCACAGAUAUUGAUACAUUGCUGUCUAACCAUUUUGUGAAAUCAGCCUGA